Paraglomus occultum is the source of this 572-nucleotide messenger RNA. The record is from the annotation of a GenBank genome assembly. NCBI's taxonomy places the organism in Eukaryota, Fungi, Glomeromycota, Glomeromycetes, Paraglomerales, Paraglomeraceae.
AUGGAACAGAUAACGCUGAAUGUUGGCGGUGUAAAGUUUGAAACAUACAGAUCCACAUUAACAGCAUAUCCCAAAACGCUCCUUGGCCAAAUGUUUCAGCACAUGAUCAUAACGCCGACGGACAAUGAAUACUUUUUUGACCGAGAUGGUCACAUCUUCCGAUACAUAAUGCAAUUCUAUCGAACGGGCAAAGUAUUCUGGCCGGACGAGAAUAUGAAAGAUUCCAUGUGCGCUCCGUUCAUAUCUCAUGAAGAGCUGCAGAUCGAGUACGACUAUUUUGUAAUUCCGACCGGAAAGCCGUGGAAGCAGCCGUCGACGACUCAACAGAGGAUGGCAACGCUGAUCGAUUCGUUCAUCGACGCUUUCAUUGGUGCGUUCUAUGAAGCGAUCGCUCACUACGAUCUAGUGGUAUGCUUGUGGUUUCUGUAUGGCGAGGAUGUCGAGAUCGAUCAGCAGGCUUUGUGGGCUGACAAAAUGACUGAAUUGUUCAGGCCGUUUAAGCAUACCGCAUAUCUGAUUUUGAAGGAAUAUGGAAAUGAAAUCGGAGAAUAUUUGCAGCAGCAUAUACAAGA